Molecule: messenger RNA, 720 nt
Organism: Aureobasidium vineae
Lineage: Eukaryota; Fungi; Ascomycota; Dothideomycetes; Dothideales; Saccotheciaceae
Source: the annotation of a GenBank genome assembly
CUACUACUGGCAGGAUGCUCAUCAAGUUCACCACUCAUACCGGGCAUCUUCCUCAUCGACUUUUACUAUCAAACAUACACGCCGACAUAUGACCCGGCUCAAGUAGAUCCUGGCGUCACUGCCGCCAUCGCCAACAUCGUUGGACAGACUCAGCUCGAAGUCAGAGUCGGAUACUUUGGCCUAUGCAUUGCUUCUGAUGCAGGCAACUACCUCUGUUCCAACAAUGCAACCUUGCUGGCGGAACAGAUUAGCAUCGACAAAGAUCCCAUGAAUCUGAUCUGGGUCGCCAAUACCUUCAAGAACUCUGUCGUCUUUCCUUGGCUGAUUGAACACAUACCUGAUCUANUCAUUGCCAUCAUCUUCGCAUUCCUCUGCUUCCUCCUCCUCGCCUCCUUCCCCGGUUGGCAUGAAGAGCGUGACCGCGCCACCGGCUCCGAAGUCGACGUGAAACCCUUCCCUUCACGCCCAGUCUCUCAAUCAGCCCUCGCGCUCGUCUUCAUCGCUUCUGUCUUUGUCUUGGUGUCUGUGCUAUGGCAACAUACAGCAUCAGUUGCCGCAGCACAAGUCGCCCAAGAUAUGGGCAACGGCAGCAUAAAAUCCGGAGUUGGCACUUCGGCAAUGGUGCUAGGUUGGUUCAGCUUUGCAUUACUGCUCAUCGUCACCAUUGGUUUGUUGGUUAUGAUUUUGAGUAUCCAUCUGUUGGACAGAUUGACGGAUGAA